Messenger RNA from Periophthalmus magnuspinnatus, 2519 nucleotides. It is a transcript of the gene pou4f2, whose product is annotated as POU class 4 homeobox 2. The record is from RefSeq and is a predicted model, not a curated record. Gene Ontology annotation, biological process: regulation of transcription by RNA polymerase II. The transcript has 2 exons. Lineage: Eukaryota; Metazoa; Chordata; Actinopteri; Gobiiformes; Gobiidae. Gene Ontology annotation, molecular function: DNA-binding transcription factor activity, RNA polymerase II-specific; RNA polymerase II cis-regulatory region sequence-specific DNA binding. Bases 419 to 1570 code for a protein of 383 amino acids.
UUAUUUUUAUUUGACCAAAAUAAAAACGGUCAUCGUGAGAAUCGCGUAAGUAAAAGGAUUUUUCUUUGGAAAUCCCAUUACCUAAAAACCUACUGCACGAAACUUUUUUUUCUUAUUGGAAGAGUUUUCUAAAAUAAUAGAAACGAAACUAUUUGUUCAGAAAAUAUUUCUUGUGAUUGGAGAACGGACUUGUAUUUUUCCAACUUGGUGUGCAGUUGUUCUAACCUUUGCAUGGCUCUCUCCAAACGACCACGCGCUUGUACCAACAACAAUAAUAAUAAAUACAUGUGAGAAGUUGACGAGCCUCUUUUCAGCAUCCACUUGACUCGACUCAAUUGGGCUCCGACAUCUCCUCGACCCUUGGAGGCGGAGUCUUAACUUAUUAAAGGAACUUGCGGAAGCUCGGACGCGCGCAAAUAUGAUGAUGAUGUCUCUGAACAGCAAGCAGCCCUUCGCCAUGGCGCACAGCAGCCUGGCCGAGCCCAAGUAUUCGCUGCACUCGUCCUCGGCGUCCACCCUGACCUCCAGUGCGCCUUCCUCCUCGUCCUGCUCCUCUUCCUCCCGCAUCAGCAGCACCAUCAUCAGCAGCACCAGCAGCAGCGGCAGUUCGGAGGCGAUGCGUCGCGCCUGCCUCCCAACCCCACCGAGCAAUAUAUUCGGCGGCUUGGAUGAGAGUUUGUUGGCCCGCGCAGAAGCUCUGGCGGCGGUGGAUAUCGUCUCGCAGACCAAGAGUCACCACCACCACCCUCCGCACCACAGCCCCUUCAAACCGGACGCGACCUACCACACCAUGAACACGCUGCCCUGCACCUCUUCCUCCUCCUCCUCUUCCUCCGUGCCCAUCUCACACCCCUCCGCUCUGGCCGGACACCACCAUCAUCACCACCACCAUCAUCACCAUCAGCCGCACCAAGCCUUAGAAGGUGACCUGCUGGACCACAUCACCCCGGGGUUGGCGCUCGGCUGCCCCGAUGGAUCAGUGGUGUCAACCCCGGCGCACCCCGCGCACAUGGCGGGGAUGAACCACAUGCACCAGGCGGCUCUCAACAUGGCCCACGCGCACGGGCUGCCACACAUGGGCAUGAACGACGUGGACGCGGAUCCCAGAGACUUGGAGGCUUUCGCAGAGCGCUUUAAGCAGAGGCGGAUCAAGCUGGGGGUGACCCAAGCGGACGUAGGGUCGGCCUUGGCCAGCCUCAAAAUCCCUGGCGUGGGCUCGCUCAGUCAGAGCACCAUCUGCCGCUUCGAGUCCCUCACGCUCUCACACAACAACAUGAUCGCACUCAAACCCAUUCUCCAAGCGUGGCUGGAGGAAGCGGAGAAGUCCCACCGCGAGAAACUGAACAAGCCCGAGCUUUUUAACGGCGCGGAGAAAAAGCGGAAACGCACGUCGAUAGCAGCUCCGGAGAAGAGGUCACUGGAGGCCUAUUUCGCCAUCCAGCCCCGGCCCUCCUCAGAGAAGAUCGCAGCCAUCGCAGAGAAACUGGACUUGAAGAAGAACGUGGUGCGCGUUUGGUUUUGUAACCAGCGACAAAAACAGAAAAGAAUGAAAUACUCUGCAUGUGUUUAGAUCCACGUGGAACUGUCAACAUCUGUAUCAUAUUUCACAACACCUUUUUCAAUCAUCGAACUAUUUCCUCUAAAAGAAAAUAAAGUCGAGAGUAAAAGCCACGGUGAGGGGGACAUGUGGAACCGUUUGACACAGCAAGUAAGACACUGUUUUUACAAUUGACUAUUACGCACAGCAUAUGUAGCUACAGGACUGUGUGGGCUCCUGUUUGGGGAUAGGAGUGUGUUUGUGCGUCAGGCGCGUGGGGGACUUUUAAAGCACUUGUUUGGCGUUUAUCUCAAUGGAGUUUAAUAGAGAUGAGGCCCCGCUGUAAAUGACCACACUUCAUUUUGUGUCUAAAUGUGUAAUUAUGAAUUCUUUGUGUUAUCUAACGGGGGCUCUGUUUUGAAGAAGCCCUUUUAUUUACAAAAGGCCCCACGUCACUGCUCUUUUUUCCCCUCAAACGUCUGAUUUCUAAACCGGCUGCAAUAACUCCAGCGUGGGCCGGCGUCUUAUGAACUAUUUAUUGAGUGAGGUCAUGUUUACUUCAUUAUAUAUUUAUUGGGAUUCCCCUCCUCGUUUUUGCUUGAGAAAAUCAAAUAGUGCGCGCGGUGCAAUGCGUAUUUGGAGACGGUACAAUCCAGAAGAAUAUAUGCGUUGUUUUCCAAAUGCUUUCUGUAUGUUUUGUAUAAAUAUACUUAUGGAGUCGUUGCUUGUUCGAAUCACCUUAAAAAAUGUUUUGUUUCUUGAGAAAAAGAGCAGCUUUGUGAAACUCUGUAAAUAUGUCAUUGAUGCACAUAAAUAUAUCCGUAUACAGGUUUUUGCUGUAUUGUUGUUUUAGCUGAUCUUUCUGUAUAAUGUAUGUUGCUUUGGGCUUUGGAAUUGAUCUAUUCCUUUAUUUCCAUCCAUGUAACGUUAAUUUAUUUCAUUAUUGAACUGCAAUGUGUUUCAUUAAAGACUUAACUUUAAC